Molecule: messenger RNA, 1499 nt
Organism: Entrophospora candida
Lineage: Eukaryota; Fungi; Glomeromycota; Glomeromycetes; Entrophosporales; Entrophosporaceae
Source: the annotation of a GenBank genome assembly
CAGUAAAUGUGAUCAAAGCACAUAUAAAACUAGACAAUGUCAUGAAUCAGCAUGUGCAACAACUGAUCUUGCCAGAAACUAUGAUAGGAAAAAGGCUAAAAUUACAAAUAAAAUUGAUGUUCCAAUUCUCAAUGUCGAGUCCUUAGAAGGAACCUCCACUACUUUUAAGGUUGUUGCAGAAAAUGAAACGGAGGCAAAUAAAAAAGAAAUAAUCCCACACUGCAAUCCUAGUUUCAUAGGUUUCUGUUCUGAGGUGGGGAUGUUGUUUAUUGACAAAACCAUAUAUAUUAAGAAGCUAGAAGAGGAAGGUUUGAGGUUCAGAAUUCUUUUCCUUAGACCACAUAGAUUUGGAAAAUUGGCAUUCCUUGAUAUGCUCUGCCAAUAUUAUGACAUUAAAAAUGCAGACAAAUUUUCUUGGCUUUUUGGACCACUUUAUAUUGGACAACAUCCUACGAAUUCACAAAACAAAUGUUUAGUUCUUAAAUUUGAUCUCUCAUCCAUUAAUAAAUAUGAUGAAGAGCUGGAAUAUCCAGACAUUGACAAAUUAAUUGUCAAGCAAGCCUUUAUAUCUCUUCAAAAUGUCAUGCCUACUGUAAGCAAACAGUCUCAAAAACUCUUUAUUGGAGUUGAUGAAUAUGACACUCCAGGUAACAACUGUGCAUUCAAACAUGAAUUUCAUAUUCUGAAUGAUGCAGAGUGUAAUGAUGUUGACAUAGUUGAGCAAUUUUUUAAUACAAAUUUUUUUGCAGUAAUCAAAAGAGGAUGCUGUGGCCCUAUUGAUAAAUUAUAUGUCACAGGAGUUGCCCCUGCAUUCCAUGCAGGGCUUAGUCCGCUUCUUAUAUUGGAUGAUAUCUCAGAAAGACCACAAUUCUAUGGAAUUUGCAGUUUUACAGAAGAAGUACAGUCAAUUGCUAAAUGUUAUUUUGAUAAUAAUAUGCAGAUAGUAAAUGAUGCAAUGGAUCAAAUGAGACAGCUACCUAUGAUGUCAUUAAGAACUGCCAACGAAGCCGUGAUGCAAGUGACUUUUGAAAUUCUCCUUCCAAUGUCAUUUCAUGUCGCUGAGCUUUGUCUUAUAGUUGAUGGAAUGAAGAAAAGUGGUGACAGAUGCUUUGGUUUUGUGGACCAUUUUGUUUUUGAAAGUGGGGAUGGCCCAUUGAUAUCAAAUGUUGUAUUAGAACUCAAAUAUAUUACAAUUACUGGCCUGUUAAGUGGAGCACAGGGAUUCUGGAUAAAGAACCCAGACACAAAAAUUAUGAACCUGUUGGAUAAAGAUCUUGAGAAUGAGAAUGAAGAACAGUUGUUGCAACGUAAAUAUAUGUAUUGGUCAAAGGAGGAAAAAAAAUUUGUGAUGCAGCAGUUGCAUGACAUUUUGAAUGACGGGUAUCAACAGUUGGACAGAUAUAUCAAGACAAUUACAAAAGGGAUGGUGAAAAGUUUUACUGAUUCAGGUAUUCUAGAUUCAAGAAUCAUAGUUGGAAAAGGAUCCUCUAAAUUAAGAG